Molecule: messenger RNA, 1065 nt
Organism: Octodon degus (degu)
Lineage: Eukaryota; Metazoa; Chordata; Mammalia; Rodentia; Octodontidae
Gene: Gnat3
Product: G protein subunit alpha transducin 3
Exons: 8
Coding region: 1-1065 (354 amino acids)
Biological process (GO): detection of chemical stimulus involved in sensory perception of bitter taste; adenylate cyclase-modulating G protein-coupled receptor signaling pathway; sensory perception of sweet taste
Cellular component (GO): photoreceptor outer segment; photoreceptor inner segment; heterotrimeric G-protein complex
Molecular function (GO): GTPase activity; G protein-coupled receptor binding; GTP binding
Source: RefSeq, a predicted model, not a curated record
AUGGGAAGCGGGAUCAGCGCCGAGAGCAAGGAGUCAGCCAAGAGGUCCAAGGAACUGGAGAGGAAGCUUCAGGAGGACGCCGAGCGGGACGCCAGAACCGUGAAGCUGCUCCUCCUAGGAGCAGGCGAAUCUGGAAAAAGUACUAUCGUUAAGCAAAUGAAAAUCAUCCACAAGAACGGUUACAGCGAGCAGGAGUGCUUGGAGUUCAAAGCGGUGGUCUACAGCAACACCCUGCAGUCCAUCCUCGCCAUUGUGAAGGCCAUGGCCACGCUCGGCAUCCAGUACGUGCACUCCGGAAGCCACGAUGACCAGCGGCAGCUCUGUGUGAUGGCAGAGACCCUGGAGGAUGGGGCCAUGACCCCUCAGCUGGCGCAGGUGAUCAAGCGGCUGUGGCGCGACCCCGGGAUCCAGACCUGCUUCGAGCGAGCCUCCGAGUACCAGCUCAACGACUCCGCAGCUUACUACCUUAAUGACUUAGACAGAAUAGCAGCCCCCGGGUAUGUGCCAAAUGAGCAAGAUGUUCUCCAUUCUCGGGUGAAGACCACCGGCAUCAUUGAAACUCAGUUCUCCUUCAAAGACUUGCACUUCAGAAUGUUUGAUGUGGGUGGACAGAGGUCGGAGAGGAAGAAAUGGAUUCACUGCUUCGAAGGAGUCACGUGCAUCAUAUUCUGUGCCGCGCUCAGCGCCUACGACAUGGUCCUGGUAGAAGACGAAGAAGUGAACAGGAUGCACGAGAGCCUUCACCUGUUCAACAGCAUCUGUAACCACAAGUACUUCGCUUCCACCUCCAUUGUCCUCUUUCUCAAUAAGAAAGAUCUCUUUCAAGAAAAAGUAAACAAGGUGCACCUCAGCAUCUGCUUUCCAGAAUACACAGGCCCGAAUACCUUCGAGGAUGCCAGCAACUACAUCAAGAACCAGUUCCUAGACCUGAAUCUGAAGAAGGAAGACAAGGAGAUUUAUUGCCACAUGACCUGCGCGACAGACACCCAGAACGUCAAGUUUGUGUUUGAUGCAGUGACGGAUAUCAUCAUCAAAGAGAACCUGAAAGACUGCGGGCUUUUCUAA